AAAAGAAAGAAAAAGGGCGAAAAUCAGUCGCACAUAGCGAAUUUUCUACUUUCUAGGGUUAGGGUUUUUAAUUACAUGAUAUUUGGGGGAUUCUUUCUUUUAGAUUCGGUAAUAUUACAGUUUUUCUCUCUGCGUUUGUUGUUAUUUCUAUAAGAAAGAGAGUGCUCAGCGAAUUUACUUUUCUUUUGGGAUUUGUGUCGGUGGUCAUUGGAUUUUGCCCCUUUUGAUUGAUCCUUUUUUAUUUCUGGGCUUUAGCGCCCUCUGGCCGUUCAAAUCCAUGAUCAUCAGCAUCCCAUGGACCCCUCUCCAGUUCAAACCACUCCUUCCCUGGAAGAAGAAGAAGAUGAGUGGGACAAUGAUGGGUUUGUGAUUCCAAGCUUGGGAAUAGGAGAUUCAGAUCAAACCAAUCCUGGUGCUCCAACAGUAGAAGCCUCAAAACCGCCCUCUUCAAAGGCCAAAAUAGACGAGAACAUCUACCUUGGACCACACGGAGCCCCCCCAUCUCAAUCAAAGCAGCAAGAAGCAACUUCUUCUACUCGUAAGCAGCGGUUCAAGCAAAAGCUGAAGGAGGCAGAUCGAAAGAUCAGUGGGACAGGCCGAGAGAAUAAGUUGGAGAAUUUGAGAGAACUUGUGGGUGUUGGGAAAGCUGGCAGCAACAUGGCAAAGACCAGUACGAGGGAGUGGCUUGAUCCACAUUGCCAUGAGUCCCAAUUCGACAAGUGGCAUCCCCAGUGAGUGGAGCAUCUAUAUCCAAUUUCAUGAGGAGGUCUAACGUUCUCAGAAACAUUUAUCUUGGCUGUGUAUCUGGACAAUAAAUAUUCUGUUGGACCUUUUGCUAUAAUUUGUUGCAGAAGUUAUGAAAAAAGAAUUGGGGUCUUCUAAUCCUUUUAUUCCGUUUCUUUA
Molecule: messenger RNA, 903 nt
Organism: Ziziphus jujuba (common jujube)
Lineage: Eukaryota; Viridiplantae; Streptophyta; Magnoliopsida; Rosales; Rhamnaceae
Exons: 3
Coding region: 295-735 (146 amino acids)
Source: RefSeq, a predicted model, not a curated record